Messenger RNA from Verticillium nonalfalfae, 699 nucleotides. RefSeq lists its product as uncharacterized. Lineage: Eukaryota; Fungi; Ascomycota; Sordariomycetes; Glomerellales; Plectosphaerellaceae. Bases 1 to 699 code for a protein of 232 amino acids. The record is from RefSeq and is a predicted model, not a curated record. The transcript has 5 exons.
AUGAAGUUCUUCUCGGUUCUCUUGCCUGCGGCCCUCCUACAGGUGGCCUCAGCCCAUUAUACCUUUCCUGCCAUUUCAUCUGGCGGCCAAAGCUCCGCCAAUUGGCAGAAUGUCCGCCAAACAGCGAACUACCAGACGACUGGUCCAAUCACCAACGUGGCCAGCUCCCAGAUGACCUGCUACGAACUGAGUCCGGGCAGGGGCGCGCCUGGAACUCUGGCUGUCACUGCUGGCAACACCGUCUGCAAGUUUAAUUUCCAAGACGAUGCCUUCACUUCCAGCCCUCCUAUCUUUCAUCCUGGCCCUGCGAUCGCUUACCUGGCUCGGGUUCCUUCCGGACAGACCGCCGCUACAUGGAACGGCCAGGGUGCAGUCUGGUUCAAGGUCUGGCAGGAUAAUGCGUCCAUCUCUUCCGGUGGCAUCAGCUGGCCCAACAUGAAUGCCGGCUCCGUGAGCUUCCCGCUCCCCCGCUGCCUUGACAACGGCGAGUACCUCGUGCGAUUCGAGCACAUUGCUUUGCACUCCGCUUCGAGUUCUGGCGGUGCGCAGCUCUACCUGAGUUGUGGUCAGAUUCGAGUCUCUGGUGGCUCUGGUGGUUACAAGCCCGCACGCCUCCUCAGCUUCCCCGGUGCCUACAAUGCGAACGACCCUGGACUGCUGCUCAACAUUUACUACCCCGUCCCAACCUCGUAUACGUGA